AUGUUUCGACCAGCCGAUCGACCCCCAAGUUUCAGGCAGCCCGCCAACGAGUGGAUCUAUAAGAUGCUAUUUCUCUGGUCGAAGGAGCCAGCUCCGGGUCCAAAAGCCGGCCCGUGGCUCGCGUGGUUCGCCACGGCGCUGAUUCUCUGGCGUUGUAGUCGGAGCAUGAGCAAAGCGAUCUUGGCAAUUUCUCCGUUGAGGCUGCUGAAGAGACGCAACAUCUUGCCACCAACCAACUCGAAGGCCUCAUCGACGGAGACGCUGUCGAAACUACACCAGCAACGGUUGAAACAAGAGAAUCCUAUUUUCCAACGGAAACACAAGCACGGAAUUAGGAAGGUGAAACGAUUCUGCACCGGCGACGGGCCCCACGUGACCAACUCGGCGUCCGUCAUACAAAUACCGCAGAUUCACUACAAGGUGACAAGAAGUGGCAAAAUUUACGGGAAAUACCCGCACAAAGGCGCCGCGCAGUCGAACGCCAGCCAGCCUGGUCACUGAAGUGCGACGUUUUCGUUCAUUGAGAUACUCGAUAGGCACACCUCAAAUUUUGUAAUUGAAGAGUUUUUAUAAAAAAACACUGCGAAUGCCACUGAAAGUGCAACCGGUCGGAAAGUCUGUCUCGAUUUUAACAAGGCAACGCAUUUCAUACGCAUGGAAGAAGAAGAGGGUCAAAUGAAAUACGAGGAAAAUUUCUGGAAGAAUAAACGUACAUUUGGCCGGGCAGAAAAAUCUACUGUCACGUUCUCAGUACCACUGUUUCAUUAUAAUGAA
Molecule: messenger RNA, 774 nt
Organism: Nomia melanderi (Alkali bee)
Lineage: Eukaryota; Metazoa; Arthropoda; Insecta; Hymenoptera; Halictidae
Source: RefSeq, a predicted model, not a curated record